Molecule: messenger RNA, 1010 nt
Organism: Ictalurus furcatus (blue catfish)
Lineage: Eukaryota; Metazoa; Chordata; Actinopteri; Siluriformes; Ictaluridae
Gene: psma6a
Product: proteasome 20S subunit alpha 6a
Exons: 7
Coding region: 102-842 (246 amino acids)
Biological process (GO): ubiquitin-dependent protein catabolic process
Cellular component (GO): cytosol; proteasome core complex, alpha-subunit complex; proteasome core complex
Source: RefSeq, a predicted model, not a curated record
UUUGUCGGAAUACGGAUAGGGAUUAAAGUUGCUGAAGUAAGAAGUAACCGGCUCAGGUGUUUACACAUCUUUGUGGCUUUAUUUUAAAUACAUAAAUCGCAAUGUCUCGGGGUUCGAGUGCGGGAUUUGACCGCCACAUCACCAUCUUUUCUCCUGAGGGCAGACUUUAUCAAGUCGAAUAUGCGUUCAAGGCCAUUAAUCAGGGAGGACUGACCUCAGUAGCGGUGCGGGGGAAAGACUGCGCUGUCGUCGUCUCUCAGAAGAAAGUUCCUGACAAACUACUGGACGCCUCCACCGUUAGCCACUUAUUCAGAAUAACGGAGAACAUCGGCUGUGUGAUGACCGGCAUGACAGCUGACAGCAGGUCGCAGGUACAAAGGGCUCGCUACGAAGCUGCUAACUGGAUGUAUAAGUACGGAUACGAGAUCCCAGUGGACAUGCUGUGUAAGAGGAUCGCGGAUAUCUCUCAGGUGUACACGCAGAACGCAGAGAUGAGACCGCUCGGCUGCUGUAUGAUCGUGGUCGGGGUGGAUGAGGAAUGCGGCCCACAGGUGUACAAGUGCGACCCCGCCGGGUAUUACUGCGGCUUUAAAGCCACGGCCGCCGGCGUCAAACAGACCGAGGCCACCAGCUUCCUGGAGAAAAAGGUCAAGAAGAAGCUAGACUGGACCUUCGAGCAGACCAUCGAGACUGCAAUCAGCUGCCUGUCUACAGUUCUGUCCAUUGACUUUAAGCCUUCGGAGCUGGAAGUGGGCGUGAUCACCACAGAGGAACCCAGGUUCAGGAUUCUGUCUCAGUCUGAGAUCGACGCCCAUCUCGUGGCCCUGUCCGAGCGCGAUUGAGAACGAAGACGUUAAGUUUGUAAGAAGCACUACGUCAUAUCCUCAGUAUUCAGGUCGCCCUCUCUCUGCCUCUCUCUCUCUCUCUCUCUCUCUCUCUCUCUCUCUCUCUCUCUGUUUAAUUCGCUUUCUCUUGCAACACAUCAAUAAAAACACAACUGUUUUUGACGA